Cyclospora cayetanensis is the source of this 1401-nucleotide messenger RNA. RefSeq names its product pantothenate synthetase. Gene Ontology annotation, biological process: pantothenate biosynthetic process. The record is from RefSeq and is a predicted model, not a curated record. The annotation marks the transcript as partial. Gene Ontology annotation, molecular function: pantoate-beta-alanine ligase activity. NCBI's taxonomy places the organism in Eukaryota, Apicomplexa, Conoidasida, Eucoccidiorida, Eimeriidae. The transcript has 5 exons.
UCGCCAUGCGGAACCUCGCCGCGGCAAACUGAGAUGCUUAUUCUUCGGACUUCUUCUGAGGUGGCAGUUCACCGCAGCAGGCGUCCGCCGCUGCGUGAGGGCUUUCCCCCCUCUUGCCCGAUUCUGGGUGCGACGGAAGAGCAGCAGCUGCUGCAGCGGCAAGAGGCCACAGCCGGUGGCUCACAUGUGGGGCCCCGCAGGCGGAUCGGCUUUGUGCCGACGUUGGGGGGCCUCCAUGAGGGUCACCUUUCCCUCAUCAGGGCGGCGAGCCGCCAGUGUGAUGAGGUGUGGGUAUCGAUAUUCUUGAACCCAACGCAGUUUCAGAGCCAGAACGACUUCGACUCGUAUCCAGGGGAUCUGCAGAGCGACAUUCAGCUCCUUCGCACCAAGACGGAAACGCAAGUCCUUUUCCUCCCAGACGUGCGGGAGAUGUAUCCGAAUCUUGCGCAGCGAGAAGCCCGAGAUGACACGGGAGCUCAGGGAACCCCAGUAGGGACACAAAGUGCAGAGGCAUCGUUUGCGGAUCUCGAGAUCAACUUUCGCAACAUUGAAUGCUGUCCUGGGGAGGGCAGCCGGAGACCGGGAUUCUUUAAGGGUGUUGGUCAAAUCGUGCAGAAAUUGUUUGCUCUGGUGCGGCCUACGCAUGUCUUCUUCGGUCAGAAGGACUUCCUGCAGACUGUCUGCGUUAGGGCCCUUAAGCAGCAGCAACGGCAGCUGCAGCGCGUGCACGGAGACCUACUGCCUCCCCUCCUCAACUCCCCAGAGGCAGUCGCAGGCCCUUCCGUCGCCCUUCUCCCACCGCACGCGGCUCCCUGUGUGCUGCUGCUGCGCUCCCUGUCCCUUCGGCUGUUCCACAUGGAUCCGGCACGGGGAGCUCCAGGAGAGGAGAAGAUUCUUGGGGAGCUGGAAGCCCUAGAGCUGUCAGACGCCGCUGUUCAGCGCCUUUCGGGGGAGGAGCAGCGGGUGUUGUGGCCCUGGGGUGCUUGGAGUGAAAAGAAACGUAGGACUGACGACGCUCCGCAGACGGAGUACUUUCUUCUCAGAGACCACAAGGAACCGAACGCAAGCACCCUCAUUGCCUACCUUGCUUUCACGAGGGGCCCUGGAAAAUCAACAAGUGCCUCCGAGCGCCUCAUUGAGAUCCAGAGGCUCUUUGUCGCUCCCAGUCGCAGACGCAGUGGCCUGGGUGAGGCCUUCUUCGGUGUCUGCAUGCUGGCCUUGCACCAGCAGUGCCCGCAACAGCAGCAACUCGUCACGUGCGUCGUCCCCCGCCUCGCCAUUAAGGUGGUAGAGAGUCUAGGCCUUGCCGAGGCUCCAGAGUCCCCUACAGAGGGGAAGCCUGGGGAUGUAUCGGUCUGCGUGGACCUGCACCGUCUUGUUCAGCGCCUCCUCCGCCCAUAG